Penicillium antarcticum is the source of this 1539-nucleotide messenger RNA. RefSeq names its product DExD/H-box ATP-dependent RNA helicase DHH1 (gene dhh1). The transcript is spliced from 4 exons. The record is from RefSeq and is a predicted model, not a curated record. Gene Ontology annotation, cellular component: cytoplasmic stress granule; P-body. Bases 1 to 1539 code for a protein of 512 amino acids. NCBI's taxonomy places the organism in Eukaryota, Fungi, Ascomycota, Eurotiomycetes, Eurotiales, Aspergillaceae. Gene Ontology annotation, molecular function: RNA helicase activity; mRNA binding; ATP binding. Gene Ontology annotation, biological process: cytoplasmic stress granule assembly; P-body assembly.
AUGGCCGACGCACUUGCUGCACAACUCGGCAAUACCAAGCUAGGCGAAGUUCCUACCGAGCAGAGGCUACAGGACACAUUGAAUCUCCCCCCGAAAGAUGCCAGACCACAAACUGAGGAUGUCACCGCCACAAAAGGCCUCGAAUUUGAAGAUUUCUAUAUCAAGCGCGAGCUCAUGAUGGGGAUCUUUGAGGCUGGAUUUGAAAAGCCCUCUCCUAUUCAAGAAGAGACGAUACCCGUUGCCCUCACGGGAAGAGACAUAUUGGCACGGGCCAAAAACGGUACCGGAAAGACCGCUGCUUUCGUUAUCCCCACCCUGGAGCGCAUCAAUCCUAAAAGCACCAAGACCCAAGCUUUGAUCCUGGUUCCCACACGAGAGCUCGCCCUUCAGACAUCACAGGUCUGCAAGACCCUUGGAAAGCACCUCGGCAUCAACGUCAUGGUCACCACCGGUGGAACUGGCUUGAUGGAUGAUAUUAUCCGAUUGAAUGAUGCAGUUCAUAUUCUCGUGGGAACCCCCGGACGGGUACUGGACUUGGCCAGCAAGGGCGUCGCCGACUUGUCCGAAUGCCCGACCUUUGUGAUGGAUGAGGCCGACAAAUUGUUGUCUCCUGAGUUCACCCCCGUCAUUGAGCAACUCUUGUCGUUCCACCCGAAAGACCGUCAGGCCAUGCUCUUCAGUGCCACUUUCCCCCUCAUUGUCAAAUCAUUCAAGGACAAGCACAUGCGCAACCCAUACGAGAUCAAUCUCAUGGACGAACUCACUCUGCGCGGUAUCACUCAGUACUACGCAUUUGUUGAGGAGAAACAAAAGGUUCAUUGCCUGAACACUCUUUUCUCCAAACUCCAGAUCAACCAGUCCAUUAUCUUCUGCAACUCGACCAACCGGGUUGAAUUGCUUGCGAAGAAGAUUACUGAGCUUGGUUACUCAUGCUUUUACUCCCAUGCUCGGAUGCUUCAGCAGCACCGCAACCGAGUGUUCCACGAUUUCAGAAAUGGCGUGUGUCGCAAUUUGGUUUGCUCUGACUUGUUGACUCGCGGUAUCGAUAUUCAGGCAGUCAACGUUGUCAUCAACUUCGACUUCCCAAAGAACGCUGAAACCUACCUCCACCGUAUUGGUCGUUCGGGCCGUUUCGGACACUUGGGUCUUGCCAUCAACCUCAUUAACUGGGAAGAUCGGUUCAAUCUGUACAAGAUCGAACAAGAACUAGGCACAGAGAUUCAGCCUAUCCCUCAGAACAUCGACAAGAAGCUCUACGUGUACGACUCCCCUGAGAACAUUCCUCGCCCAAUCUCCAACCCCCCGCCUCAGACCGGAGCUGGAUCUGUGAACAUGGCCAACGGAGACCGUCAGCCCCGCCGCCAAAACAACCACCCGAACAACGGGCAAUUCUACAACAACAACAACAACCGAGGACGAGGCUCUUAUCGUGGCGGCCGUGGCCAAGGUCAGCGCCGUGGGCAACACAACAGCGAUCCCAACAGAAUGACUUUUGGUCAAGGUCAAAUGGGCGGUCAAACUCAAGCGCCAAUUUCCUAA